Molecule: messenger RNA, 5220 nt
Organism: Lasiodiplodia theobromae
Lineage: Eukaryota; Fungi; Ascomycota; Dothideomycetes; Botryosphaeriales; Botryosphaeriaceae
Product: Phd transcription factor
Exons: 4
Coding region: 1-5220 (1739 amino acids)
Biological process (GO): chromatin remodeling
Cellular component (GO): nucleus
Molecular function (GO): DNA binding; histone demethylase activity
Source: RefSeq, a predicted model, not a curated record
AUGGCGGUUUCUUCGGCCGCUGCUGCUGGGCCCGCCGCCGGUCAGAUAACCUUCCGCGCAAGCCCAGCUCAGCCCGCCCAGGCGACCUCUGCACCGCGAGGCGGCAAGAUGGCCACUCAGCCAUCAAGUACCGCCAACAAUGCGCCCCAUGGCUCCUCCAACGCCCAAGCCAACGGCACCAGCAGCUUCCCGCUCAGCGCGCGCAAGGCCCAGCCCUUGAGUAUGAAAUCGGUCGAGCGACGCGGUACCCCGACGGCUGCGCGUGAAGUCUCGCGCUCGACCAGGCUUUUUGGACUCGAGGAAGCGCCGACGUAUACCCCCACUGCAGAAGAAUUCAGGGACCCUUUUGAGUACAUGCGCAAGAUCGCGCCGGAGGGGCAGAAGUAUGGCAUAGUAAAGAUCAUCCCGCCGGACACGUGGAAUCCCGAUUUCGCCAUCGAUACUGAGAGGUUCCACUUCCGCACGCGCAAGCAGGCGCUCAACUCCGUCGAAGGAGGCACGCGAGCAAAUCUGAAUUACCUCGAUCAACUUGCCAAAUUCCACAGGUCACGGGGCAACAAUCUCAAUCGCUUCCCCAGCGUCGAUAAGCGCCCGUUGGACUUGUACAAGCUCAAGAAGGCCGUUGAAACCCGUGGCGGAUUCGAUCGUGUUUGCAGAGGCAAGAAAUGGGCGGAAAUCGGCAGAGACCUGGGUUACAGUGGCAAGAUUAUGUCUUCGCUGUCGACAUCGCUGAAGAACUCCUACCAGAAGUGGCUCCAUCCGUAUGAGGAGUACCUACGGAUUGCAAAGCCUGGAGUCCAUCAGAUGCUUGAGUUUGAGAACGGCGGCCCUUUCACUCCGUCGCCAGCGCCGUCGCCACUGAAGAAGUCUGUCCACCAGCAGACCCCUCCCGGCAGCUUCCGCUCCGAUUCGCCAGCAGCUCGUGCAUCUGCUGCCCUGAACGCUUCUAUCCAUGAGAGCUCUGUCCCGCCACUCCCACCCGCGCAAGAACUUCCCCAGCCAGUCAAGGUCUCCUCAGGGUUUACCGCCGUGAAUUCAGGUGGCUUCACAGCUGUGAACGCCCCCCAACAACCCGCCCCCACCUCUGCUGGAUUCUCGGCCGUUAACAGCUCAUCGGCUGCCCAACACUCCGCACAUUCGACUCCUCAGAGGUUAGGCGAAAGUCCGCUGAAUCUUUCUGCAAACAACACGCCAGAGAUCCGACCACAUGGCUUUUCAACGCCCGUGUCAAAUGGUCAUCUUAGCCAGUUGAAAAGAGGCCCAUCCGAGGACUCUGAAAUGCAUACCAAUGGAGAAACCGACGCUUCUGGGAGGCGGAGCAAACGCCUUAAGAAAGACUCCGCCCCGACCGUCGCAGGUUCUCACAUGACUCAACCGCGUGUGUCAGCACCCCGCAUCGGCAUGCCCAGAGAUCGUUCGAAGGACAAGCCCGGAGACUACUGCGAGACUUGUCGGAAGUCCUCUGACCCGACUGCGAUCCUGCUAUGUGACAGCUGCGAUGCGGGAUAUCACCGCUACUGCUUGGAGCCGCCAUUGAAAUCCACUCCUGACUAUGAUUGGCACUGCCCCAGAUGUCUCGUUGGUGAUGGCGAGUUCGGUUUCGACGAAGGUGGUGUCUACUCGCUAAAACAGUUCCAGCAGAAGGAUCAAGAGUUCAGAGCAGAGCAUUUCCGGGACAAGCAGCAGUUUGACCCUGUACUCAACGCGAAGAGGCCUCCCACUGAGGACGAUGUUGAAAGGGAGUUCUGGAAAUUGGUCGAAAACGUCACCGACAAGGUUCCAGAAGUUGAAUAUGGUGCUGACGUCCACGUUACAACACACGGGAGUGGGUUCCCAACUCUCGAGAAGGAACCACGUAAUCCUUAUUCCACGGACCCGUGGAACUUGAACAUCCUACCUUUGCACCCGGAGUCUCUUUUCCGCCACAUCAAAUCCGACAUUUCUGGAAUGACCGUUCCUUGGUUAUACGUUGGCAUGUGUUUCUCUACUUUCUGUUGGCACAACGAGGACCACUACAGCUACUCGGCCAAUUACCAGCAUUUCGGCGCUACAAAGACGUGGUAUGGCGUACCAGGCGAAGACGCGGAGAAGUUCGAGAACGCAAUGCGUGAAGCUGUCCCGGAGCUGUUCGAGACGCAGCCUGACUUGCUCUUCCAGCUCGUCACCCUUUUGACCCCUGAGCACCUGAAGAAGGCGGGCGUGCGAGUCUAUGCGAUCGAUCAGCGAGCCGGCCAAUUCGUCAUUACUUUCCCUCAAGCCUAUCAUGCAGGCUUUAACCAUGGAUUCAAUUUCAACGAGGCCGUCAACUUUGCGCCAGCCGACUGGGAGCCUAAGGGUGAAGAUGGCGUUCAGCGUCUCCAGGACUUUAGGCGCCAGCCCUGUUUUUCUCACGAUGAGCUCCUGCUCACCGCUGCAGGUAGCAAGGAUGUGUCCAUCAAAACUGCAAAAUGGUUAGGCCCCGCAUUGCAGCGCAUGUAUGAAAAAGAAUCAUCUGUUCGAGAAGCGUUCUUGUCACGACACAAACAAGUCAGCAUGAAGCCAUGCAAGGUUGAUGAGGGUGGAGCCAAGGGUCACUGUGAGAUUGGGUUUGAAAUUGAUGACCAAGACCUCCCGGAGGACGACUACCUCUGCAGCUACUGCAAGGCCUUCGCAUAUCUAUCAAGAUAUGUCUGCAAAAAGUCUCGAAAGGUCGUGUGCUUGAAGCACGCGGGUAUGUUCGAUUGCUGCGGCUCGACAGAGGACCACCGCUUUUCAGGGGCAAACGGUGACCAUACACUGGUUUAUCGCAUCACGAACGAAGACCUUCGCAAUGCCAUGGAAAAGGUACUCGAAAAGGGUACGCUUCCUGAUCUCUGGACUGCAGAGCUUGACAAGUAUCUCGCAGAAGAGCCGAGACCAGAGCUCAAGAAACUUCGCAGGCUGCUCAGUGAGGGUGAGAAGAUUCCUUGGGCACUGCCUGGUCUUCCUGAGCUCAAGCGGUACGUCGAUCGCUGCAACGAUUGGGUGGAACGGGCAACAGCCUUCACCACUCGCAAGCAACAACAUCGCCGCAAGAACGAACGACCCUCGCGAAAGUCGACCACCAAGCAGUUAAUGGAGCAGGAAGAGCGUGAGCGCGAAAUCCGCAAGGUCGAGACUCUCAAAAAACUCCUCGCCGAAGCGGAAGAUAUUUCCUUUGAAUGUCAAGAAAUCGGUAUUCUGCAAGAACUUAUGGACAACAUUAAGCACUUCCAGAAGCGUGCGCGCACCAUCCUUGCUGACAGAAACAUGCGCUCGAAUCCGACGCAAGAGUUGGAUGAACUGCUCGAACUUGGCCGCAGUUUCAAUCUUGAUAUUCCCGAGGUUGAAGAACUGGAUAAGUGGCUACAGCAGCUCAAGUGGUAUGACGAGGUUCGCACUUAUCGAGAAAGCGUCCACUCCCUUCAGAGCAUUACGGAUUUCAUCAAGCGCGGCCAGGAAAUGGGCAUUGCCGAGGGCGAAAUGCACAUGCUCUGGUUGAAGGAAGAGAAGUCCAAAGGAGAGGUGUGGGAGAAGACGGCCAAAGAAGUCAUGGCAUCCGAGAUGGUCAAUUAUCAACAGCUUGACGCGCUGUCGCAGCAGGCUAAGCAUCUCCCUGUCUCCUUGGAGACUUUGGCGAAGGUCGAGGCGAUCUUGAAGAAGCAACGCGAUGCUCAGGAAGAGAUUAAAGCGUUGUACGAUCAAAGCAAGGAUCCAAAUUUCAGGAACCGUCCAUGGUACCGGGACGUCCGUGAGGCUAUGGAGGCCCUCAACGAGCUCAACAGUAAACCUCCCGGCACCAUCGAUCUCGAACGAGAGCAAAAGAGGCACGAAGAUUGGAUGCGCCGCGGCAAGAAGCUCUUCGGCAAGGCCAAUGCGCCGUUGCACAUUUUGCAGCAACACAUGGACCUUGUGAACGCUCGCAACGAAGCAUGCUUUGAUCUCAGAGAUCAACCACGCAUGCCCGUUGAGCCUGCUUCAAGAGAACACACUCCUGUCUCUGGUGACGAGAACGGUGCCGGUUCAACUCGCGAUGUCUUCUGCAUCUGCCGCAAACCCGAGGCGGGCAUGAUGAUUGAGUGCGAGCUCUGCCACGAGUGGUAUCAUGGCAAGUGCCUCAAGAUUGCUCGUGGAAAGGUCAAGGAAGAUGACAAGUACACUUGCCCCAUAUGCGACUAUCGCGUCAAGAUCCCGCGCGAUGCGACGCGCCCGAAGUUGGAAGAUCUCAUAGCCUGGUACGACGAGAUCCCCAACCUUCCCUUCCAGCCCGAGGAGGAAAAGUGCCUCCUGAGCAUCAUCGACAAGGCUGAGGAUUUCCGUCUGUUCAUUGCCAACCACAUCAACCCGAUGGUAUCAAGCCCAGACGAGCUCGUUUCUCAACGCUUUUAUCUCCGUAAGUUGGAGGGCGCCGACAUCCUGUUGGCACAUGAAACGAACUUCUUCCGCCAAGAGCUUCACAAGUGGGCUCCAGUUGCUCCUGAGCCACCUCCAAAGGUAGAAGUGUCGCUCUCGACUCGCAAGCCACGGCCUACCAAACAGCAGAAGAUGAUGCAACAGCUCGGGAUUGACAACCCAGAUGAUCUUCCGCAGCAUCUGCGUACGAAGCAGCAUCAUUUCAAGAGCAAAGACAAAGACAAGCGCAACAGCAUCAGUAAAGGUUCUUCGUCUCAGCAAGAAUCGCAUACGCCGCCAGGCCUCCCUCAUGGCUUCAGUGAGACGCCCAACGGGAUUGCUGGACCAAGUGGCAGUGCAACAAGCAGCCAGCAGCAGCCGACCUUCUCCUACCCGACGCAUCCCAUGACGUCGACUUACGGCGGCACAACAUCUCCGCAUCUCACAACGGCGUCGGGAACGAUAGAUCCUUCAAUGUCAGCGUUCGCGCCUCAUGCUCGGGGCGCGGUUUCUCCGCCCUUCCAGCCGGCGUCCCCAACGACGCCGUCCAACAUGGAUUCAGGAAUGUUCAGCAGCAAUGUACCAUUUGGUGCAGACCCUGGUGCUGCCAGUCCUGCGCGCAGCAACCUGUUCCAGCACAGCAUGAACAGCAGCCAAGGGGCUGGCGAUGGUGGCGAAGGCAUGCGGGACCUCUUCGCCGACUUCACGACGAACGAUGCGGACAUAGGACCACCGCCCACAAGUCAUGCAGAAGACGCGUUGAACCUGACUGUCAAGGAUGGAGAUGAGAAGGAGGAGAAAGAAGACACGAGCGAAUUCCUUCAUGACUAG